GCUUUUCCGCAGAGAAAUUCAUACCAUUCUCUCCGUUUAGUCUAAUGGCGGCCCCCAUCGAUAACCGCCAGUGCACACAACGGGAGCCCACUUUAAAUGACAUCGUACCGCCCUUGAAGCCUGACCCAACUCCUACACGCCGCCCGGACUCUCCAGCCAGAUCCCGCACCACCAAGCCCGUCGUCCUCCUCCACCACGACGAUGACGGUUCUUCCAUCGAAGACGAGGAAAAUGAGAAUUUUUGCAAAGAGUUGGCUGUUAAAUCUAAAGACGAAGUCGAGCCGUCUAUCUUGGACCCCAGAGACGAAUCUACCCCCGAUAGCUGGAUCAAGCGCAACUCCUCCAUGAUCCGUCUCACGGGGAAGCACCCUUUCAACUCCGAGCCACCGCUCAAUCGCCUCAUGCAUCACGGUUUCAUCACCCCGGUACCGCUUCACUACGUGCGCAACCACGGCACUGUUCCUAAGGGAUCGUGGGACGAAUGGGCCGUAGAAGUCACGGGUCUAGUGAAGCGGCCCACAGUUUUCACCAUGGACCAGCUGGUGAAUGAGUUCCCCAGCCGCGAGUUCCUCGCGACGCUAGUGUGCGCCGGUAACAGACGAAAGGAACAAAACAUGGUGAAACAGACAAUAGGAUUCAACUGGGGCGCCGCAGCAAUAUCAACAACCGUGUGGAAGGGCGUCAUGUUGCGGAGCGUACUGAAACGAUGCGGAGUUGUUAGCCGGAAAAAGGGAGCCCUGAAUGUGUGCUUUGAAGGGGCAGAGGAUCUGCCCGGCGGGGGUGGGUCCAAGUACGGAACAAGUAUAAAGAAUGAGUUUGCCAUGGACCCAUCCCGGGAUAUAAUCCUGGCGUACAUGCAAAACGGAGAGCUUCUAACACCGGAUCAUGGGUUCCCUGUAAGGAUGAUCAUUCCAGGGUUCAUUGGUGGGCGUAUGGUGAAAUGGCUAAAGAGAAUUAUAGUUACAACACAAGAGUCAGACAAUUACUACCACUAUAAGGAUAACAGAGUUCUCCCCUCUCACGUUGAUGCCGAGCUUGCAAACGCUGAAGCAUGGUGGUAUAAGCCGGAGUUCAUCAUCAAUGAGCUGAACAUCAACUCGGUGAUAACGACACCGUGCCACGAAGAAAUCUUGCCAAUCAACUCCUGGACCACCCAGAGGCCAUACACGUUGAAGGGCUACGCGUAUUCCGGUGGUGGGAAGAAAGUGACACGGGUGGAGGUGACGAUUGAUGGUGGAGAGACAUGGCGAGUAUGCUGUUUGGACCACCCGGAGAAGCCCAACAAGUAUGGCAAAUACUGGUGCUGGUGCUUCUGGUCACUUGAGGUGGAGGUGCUGGACCUGCUCGGAACCAAGGAGAUUGCUGUUCGAGCCUGGGAUGAGACCCUCAAUACCCAGCCCGAAAAGCUUAUUUGGAAUGUCAUGGGAAUGAUGAACAACUGCUGGUUCCGAGUGAAAACAAGCGUUUGCAGGCCACACAAGGGAGAAAUCGGAAUCAUCUUCGAGCACCCAACUAUUCCGGGCAACCAAUCCGGAGGAUGGAUGGCCAAGGAAAAACACCUGGAGAAAUCAUCCGACGCCAACCAAACUUUGAAAAAGAGCGUUUCGUCUCCGUUCAUGAACCCUUCCACAAAAACAUUCCCCAUGUCCGAAGUCGAGAAACACAACUCCGCUGACUCCGCCUGGAUUAUUGUCCACGGUCACAUCUACGAUUGCACCCAUUUCCUUAAGGACCAUCCCGGUGGCACUGAUAGCAUCUUAAUCAACGCAGGUAGUGACUGCACCGAAGAAUUUGAUGCCAUCCACUCUGAUAAAGCCAAGAAAUUGCUCGAGGACUAUCGAAUUGGGGAAUUGAUCACCACAGGUUCUGGCUAUACUUCAGACUCGUCCUCCCCCAAUAAUUCGGUUCACGGCGCUGUCAAUACCACGCACUUAGCCCCUAUCAAAGAAGUUGUUCCUGCGAAGCAAGUAAUUAUGCCGACGAGACAUGGAGCACUUGUUCAACGGGAGAAACUACCAUGCAAGCUAAUUGUCAAAACAUCAUUGUCACAUGAUGUGAGAUUAUUUAGAUUCGCAUUGCCAUUGGAGGAUCAAGUACUGGGGCUACAAGUGGGGAAGCACAUACUCUUGUGUGCGUCCAUUGAUGGAAAACUGUGUAUGCGAGCUUACACGCCGACAAGUAGCAUUGAUGAAGUGGGGCACUUUGAUCUAGUGGUGAAGAUUUAUUUCAAGGGAGUACACCCCAAGUUUCCAAAUGGCGGGCUCAUGUCACAAUAUUUGGACUCGCUCCCGCUAGCGUCGGUGCUGGACGUGAAGGGUCCACUGGGUCACAUCGAGUACAAGGGUCGUGGAAAUUUCUUAGUCCAUGGCAAACCGAAGUUUGCUAAGAAGCUGGCAAUGCUGGCUGGUGGGACAGGGAUCACACCCAUUUACCAAGUCGUUCAAGCAAUUCUCAAGGAUCCAGAGGAUGAAACAGAGAUGUACGUGGUCUAUGCCAACCAUACAGAAGAUGAUAUUUUGCUGAGGGAAGAGUUGGAUGGUUGGGCUAAAAUGCAUGAGAGGUUGAAGGUGUGGUAUGUGAUUAGUAAGCCCAUCAGGGAAGGUUGGCAGUAUAGUGUGGGGUUAAUCAAUGAGAGCAUUAUGAGAGAGCACCUUCCGCCAGGAUCAGACGAUACUCUUGCUUUGGCUUGUGGACCGCCGCCAAUGAUACAGUUUGCAGUGCAACCCAAUUUGGAGAAGCUGAACUAUGAUGUCAAGAAUAACCUGUUGAUCUUCUGAGAGGAUGAGAUAACUAGAGAUGUUAGAGUUUGAGAUAACUAGAGAUGCAAGGUUGUAAAUAUAUAAUAUCUAUCCUUCGUUUGAAAAAAGAAAUUAUUAAUUGAGAU
Molecule: messenger RNA, 2884 nt
Organism: Rubroshorea leprosula
Lineage: Eukaryota; Viridiplantae; Streptophyta; Magnoliopsida; Malvales; Dipterocarpaceae
Source: the annotation of a GenBank genome assembly